GCCUCCCGCCCCGCUGGCAGCCCGCGCCGCCGCCUCCCCCUCCCCGCAGCGCGGCGUCAGGUGCCGCGGAGCGCCCAGCGCGCCUGUGCGGCGGCCACCCGGAGCGCAGCGGGGCCGCAGCCGGGAGCAGGAGCCGCGCUCGCCGCUGGCCGAGUGAGAAGAUGGCGGAGCCGGGGGCUGCGCGUACCUCCCCCCCGCAGCCGCGGGCGCCAGUGGUGGAUGGAUUUCUGAAAACUGAUGAAAGGCAAAGAUUAGCAAAAGAAAGAAGAGAAGAAAGAGAAAAAUACCUAGCUGCCAGAGAGCAGCAGAUUUUGGAGAAGGAAAGAAGAGCAAAACUUCAGUAUGAAAAGCAAAUUGAAGAACGAUGGAGAAAACUGGAGGAACAGAGACAGAGAGAGGAGCAAAAGAGAGCAGCUGUUGAAGAGAAGAGGAAACAGAAGCUCAGAGAAGAAGAGGAACGUUUAGAAGCCAUGAUGCGUCGUUCACUAGAACGAAGUCAGCAGCUGGAACAGAAACAGAAGCGAUGGUCGUGGGGAGGAGCACUGACUGCAGGCUCAGGAGGGAGAGAUGGUGAAUCAGAAAAUACCCCACCCCCUCUCCUAGGUUUAGCUGCCAACACCCUUCCUUCAGACCCUGUGACCUCUACUGCUGCUGCUGAUUCCUACAAUGCAUGUGACAAACUUUCAGCUUCUACAAUGAAUCUGCCAAAGCAAAUGGAGUCACCAAUCAGUAAGCGUCUCUCCUCCUCCACAGCGGCAAUAACAUAUUCCCCUGACAGAGCUCACCGCAUGCACCUUAGUCCAGUGGAAAACUUUAUUGUUUCUCGACUGCUGACUCCCACACAGUCUUCUUUAGCCAGAAGCAGAAGCACAUUAAUGCUUUCUGAGCAAUACAAUGAUUCAGUAUUCCAUAUCUGUCCUCGUGUAGCACCAGCUAGUCCUCUUAAAUCUCCCUACAAGCCUUCCCCCACCCGAAGUGCAGAAAGGAAGAAAGCAGCAUCAGCUUCCACUUCUGAUGCCAUGAAAGGGGCAACUGCAGCUGAAGUUACACAGACUGAAAAGAUAAAGAGAGAGAAGCGACCCACAACACCUGUUUCAUCAUCUGGCCUGGGAUCCCCUCUGAGAAGAUCUGAUUCUCCUGCAAGCAUAUCUAAAAGACCUGCAUCACCUGCACCACCGAAGACAGUUACAAAGACGUAUCCACAGUCUCCUAAAAAUGUUAAACAAUAUCCUGCAUCUCCUGUGAAGCACCGUGUCACCUCUAAUCUCAGCCAGGAGACUCCUAAAAAGAAAGCAGACAAGGAGAAAGAGAACACCACUAACCACAAACCCCAGCUGUCUUCCACUGAGGAGGUUGUGGGCCAAGCAGUUGCUGAGAAACAUGUGCCUUCUGCAGGAAAGACUGAAAGCAGUGAAGGGAAGCUCACAGCAGGAACUACUGAUGCAGAAGAAGCUACAAAAAUUCUGGCAGAGAAAAGACGGCAGGCUCGUCUGCAGAAAGAACAAGAAGAACAGGAGAGACAGGAGAGAGAAGAGCGGGAAAGGCUAGAGAGAGAGGAGCUGAAAAGAAAGACAGAAGAAGAAAGAAUUCGCCUAGAAGAAGAAGCUUGUAAGAGAGAGGAGGAAAGAAGGCGUGAAGAGGAAGAGGCUAGGAGAAGAGCAGAGGACGAUGCCAGAAGGAGAGCUGAGGAAGAAAAAAUGCUAAAGGAAAAGCAAGAAAAAGAACUGCAGGCCAAGCUUGAAAAACAGAGAGAAGAAGCUGAAGCAAAGGCCCGAGAGGCAGCUGAAAACAUGCGGCUGGAAAGGGAACAAAUCAUGCAGCAGAUUGAGCAAGAAAGACUGGAGAGAAAGAAGCGAAUAGAUGAAAUAAUGAAGAGAACAAGAAAGAGUGAAACACCAGAAGUAAAGAAGGAAGAGCCAAAACUGGAGAUACCAUCAACUUUGACUGUGGAAAAGCAACCAAAAACUCUUGUUCUCAAUCAAACAGAAAUCAAUGGACUGACAGCCUGCCAGGAGAAUCAAGGCUUAGGAUGUGCUGCUGCUGAAACACUUUCUCGAGAUAUAUUUUCUAACGGACUUAAGUCAGUUACGGGGCUUAUUCAGCUGGGUGCCAUUGAUGGGAAAUCUAACAGCAUGGAUGAUUCAACAGAUGAGGUUCAGUCUAUGGAUGUGAGUCCUGUUUCCAAAGAAGAACUUAUAUCUAUCCCAGAAUUUUCACCUAUGAAUGAACUCAUUCCCGGUGGUUCUAUGGACCAGAAUGGAACAAGUAAUGCCAAGGCUCUUGAAGAUCUCUUGGAUUUCACAGGACAGGCCACUUACUCCAAGAUAUCCAGUGAAAACAUUAGCCUGGAUGAUUGUAACAAAAACUUGAUUGAUGGAUUUAACAGUCCUGGGCAGGAGAAUACACUUAACUCCAUCUGUUGACAACCACACGACUCUGUUGUACAGAUGAAGAGGAAGUAUUUAUGGAGGAUAUACGUCCUGUCAUGCUGCUGGCAGUAAAAUAUGAGCUUGUCAUCUGAAAGAGCUUCUGCAGUCUUUGAACACUGGAUUUCACAUAAUCAGAGCUGAAUAUAACUUUGUCUUCCCAAGUGGUAUGUUGAAUAACUGGCUGUUCUUCGUAGAUGCCAGGAAUCUAUAGCCUUGAUUAGUUUCAGGGAAGAUUCAUUGUGCUUUACAAUUUGGGCUUCAGCUGCUAAUAAAGCUCUUACUACUUUUUUUUUUAAUUUAAAUUUCAUCUAAAUACUUCACUGUGAUUUUUACCCUGUGCAUUUUAUUUUAAAAUCAUUCUUCCUUCAGUUUUAUCAUACAAGUACUCGAUGUCAUUUUCUUGUAAAUACUAUGAGGUUUGCCCACAGUGCGUUGAAAUUAAAUAAUGUACUGUACUUUAGCUCUGUGCCUAUUUUUUUAAAUGGGGAAAAAUACUGAAGAGUUCUCGGCAACUCUUUUUUGCAGGUGUAUAAUUGCAAAACUAGAACUGAGGAAGCAUGAAAACAAAUAAUUAUUCAACUGCUGGAAUCAAAGGAGCCUCCUUACAGACUGUGGAGGGUUAGAUUUAUCCCCCUGCUACAAUGCAUCACACAUGAUUAUUUUGUCUUUUUUUUAAAGUCAAUAGUGACAAAGCAGUUUGUUAAUACAGUACUAA
This is a messenger RNA of Terrapene triunguis (Three-toed box turtle), 3144 nucleotides long. RefSeq names its product MAP7 domain-containing protein 2. Bases 162 to 2423 code for a protein of 753 amino acids. Gene Ontology annotation, biological process: microtubule cytoskeleton organization. The transcript has 18 exons. Lineage: Eukaryota; Metazoa; Chordata; Testudines; Emydidae. The record is from RefSeq and is a predicted model, not a curated record. Gene Ontology annotation, cellular component: microtubule cytoskeleton.